Messenger RNA from Sorex araneus (European shrew), 2109 nucleotides. RefSeq names its product lysosomal membrane ascorbate-dependent ferrireductase CYB561A3. The transcript is spliced from 6 exons. Gene Ontology annotation, cellular component: lysosomal membrane. Gene Ontology annotation, molecular function: oxidoreductase activity. Lineage: Eukaryota; Metazoa; Chordata; Mammalia; Eulipotyphla; Soricidae. The record is from RefSeq and is a predicted model, not a curated record. The coding region runs from base 173 to 901 and encodes 242 amino acids.
CCGCUCGCUCGGAGUCGAGCGGCGGUGCCCAGUGGGUGCAGACGGGCCCUCGGAGUGCCCUGACCCCCUUCUUCUCCCAGGAGCCUCGGAAGCGGUGUCGCCGGGCCGAGGAGGCGGCUUCGGAGAGUGCAGCCCCGCCGCGUCCCAUUGUGCCUUGGGGGCCCGGAGCAGAAUGGCCGCAGGCUGGUUCUACCUGGCGUGCCUGGCGCUGGGCGCCCUGGGCUCCCUGUGCGUGUUCUUCACCGCCUACUGGAUGCAGUACUGGCGCGGCGGCUUCGCCUGGGACGGCUCCGUGCUCACGUUCAACUGGCACCCCGUGCUCAUGGUCACCGGCAUGGUGGUGCUCUACGGAGCCGCGUCGCUGGUGUACCGCCUGCCCCGGUCGUGGGUGGGGCCCAAGCUGCCCUGGAAGCUCCUGCACGCGGCCCUGCACCUGGUGGCCUUCAUCCUGACCGUGCUGGGGCUCGUCGCUGUCUUCUAUUUCCACAACACGGGGAAGAUCGCCAACCUCUACUCCCUGCACAGCUGGCUGGGCAUCACCGCCGUCUUCCUCUUCGCCUGCCAGUGGUGCCUGGGCUUCUCCAUCUUCCUGCUGCCCUGCGCCUCGCAGUGGCUGCGCGCCCUCCUCAAACCCAUCCACGUCUUCUUCGGAGCCUCCAUCCUCUCGCUGGCCAUGGCGUCGGUCAUUUCCGGCAUUAACGAGAAGCUGAUCUUCACCUUGAAAAACGCCACACACUCGUACAAAGAUCUGCCCGGCGAGGCCGUGUUCGCCAACUGCACAGGGAUGCUGGUGGUGGCCUUCGGGAUGGCGGUGCUCUAUGUCCUCCUUGCUUCGUCGUGGAAGCGCCCACAGCCAGGGAUCAUGACCGACAGUCAGCCCCUGCUGCAUGACAGGAAGUGACUCGGGAAGGGGCGCCCCGGAAAAGCUGGUGUCCGCUCAGCUACUCUGCUCUCCCUGGGGCUCCUCUCUGGUUGUCUGGCCACGGCGAGACUAGCCCUGGCCGCUGGGCUGGGCCUGCGCCUGCACCCCACCCGCUCGCUGUCUGCCUGCUCUGCCUGACGCCUUUGGCUUCUGCCCCCUCACCCCGUCUCGGCCCAGACUUUGCAGGCUCUCGGAUCCUCCCAAGGAGGCCCCCUUCACCCUGGCUCAGCUUGCCCCCGUAGGGCUGUGUGGGGAAGCAGGCUGACCCCCUAAUCACCCAGAUGUGGGAGCCCUGACGGCUCGGCUCCAGUGGGCUGGGGGCGGGGGGGAACCUCCGUGCAGCCAAGGGAGAGGACGUGGCCUCAGAUUUCUGCCCCCUGAGGGGCGCUUUGCACUUAGGGCCCCGAAUGCCACAGCAGGCUGUCCUCUGGGAUCAAGGAGAGCUGACGGAAGUGCGGUGGGGUGGCACCUCCGCCCUCUGCCCUCUGUCACUUGUCUGUCCUCGUCUAGCUACUGCUCCAGCUAGGGCCUGGAGCCGGCCUGUCCCUGUGAUUUUUGUGCCGGCAGGCAGCCCCAUGAGCCCUGCUGACCCGCCCUCCCAAGGACAGCCAGCCUGGCCCCCGAGGUGCCCAUCAGAUGGGCCGUGGGGGACUGGGAACUUGGCCGCUUCAGGGCUGUCCCCGGGCCCAGGCCAACUUGAUUUCUGGAUGGGGCCCUGGGUCAGCCGCUUUCACUCUUCAGCUCGCCAGGAAUGUGCCCCGGUCGUGCCCAGCCCUGGGAGCCGUCACCACCCUCUGACGGGCUCCCAGCCGAGUCAGUGUUCCCCCUGGCCCCAGAGGGCUGCCCUCCACAUCCAGUCUCUCCCUGCCAUGGCAGAGCGGGGGACGCCGGGCGGGGAGGAAGCCGGCUCCAUCCUUCCUCAUGCCGAGUGCGUCUGGCUUGGCCUGCCCUCUCGGGACACAGGUUCAGGCGACAGGGUCAGGACUCCUGACAGGCCACGAGGUGACUGUCUGCCCCAGCUCCCUGCUGCCAGGUGUUGGCAGGAGACUGCAGCAAGAAGCUUCGACUGGAUGAACGCCUCAGCCGUGGAAUGGGCACCCCUGCCCCUGUGCCACGGGGCGUGCACUGUUGAUGAUGUGUGGUUUUGCACUAAAGUAUUUUUAAGAAGCAUAUCCUGCUCUUCUGAC